UCGGCCAUCGCUGAUCAGACAGAUCACGUAGAAUACUACAGGUGGCUGACCUACCUGCUACUGCUGAUCCUAGACCUUGUUAUAUGCCUGGUGGCCUGUCUGGGGGUGGCAAAGCAGUCCCGGUGGCUACUCACCAUGAUCAUGGUGUUUGGGGUGAUAUCUCUGGUCCUGAGCUGGGCAUCACUAGGAGCAGGCACUGCUACUGCCGUGAGCACCAGUGACUUCUGUGUGUCUCCAGACAAGUUCAUAGCAAACAGGACCAAGGAGUUCCUCAGUGCAGAAGUGACACACUACUACCUGUAUUGCAGUCAGAGUCUACCCAACCCUUUCCAACAGUCUCUGACUAUCUUCCAGAGGUCUCUGACCACCAUGCAGAUCCAGAUACAAGGACUACUGCAGUUCUCUGUACCUGUCUUCCCUACUGCUGAGAGAGAUCUUCUGGGCAUCCAGCGCCUGCUGAACUCCACAGAGUUCAACUUGAACCAGUUAACAGCCAUGCUAGACUGCAGGGGGCUCCAUAAGAACUACCUGGAUGGUCUGAUGGGGGUGUGUUAUGACGGGGUGGAGGGUCUCCUCUACCUCUGCCUCUUCUCUCUGCUGUCGGUCAGUGCCUUCUGUGCCAUGCUGUGUGCCAUCCCCCGGGCAUGGACCCUCAUCACCAGCAGGGACAGGGCCUAUGAUGACAUCGAUGAGGAGGAUCCGUUUAACCCCCAGGCCCGUCAUAUGACCUUCAACCCCAGCAGAGCCAGCCAUGUACACAGCUUCUGUAGCUACAGCAGCAGUCUGGACGGCCAGGCCAGUCCACACCCUCCACCACAGACUGCCGCCAUCCUCCCCACCUCAGAGUACAUGAAUCAGUCCAUGCUGUUUGGAGGGAACCCUCGUUAUGAGAACGUUCCUCUGAUCGGGAGGGGAUCCCCGCCACCCUCGUAUUCUCCCAGAAUGAGAACUACCUACCUGUCUAUGACUGACGCACAGAUCAGACACUUUGGGACAGACUUCCAGCAGGUAUAGCCCCCAACUAUGGCCUACUGGUCCCCCUCAGGAAGGGUCUGUCUGGGACUACCACUGUACUGAGGAAGAGUCUGUCUGGGACUACCACUGUACUGAGGAAGGGUCUGUCUGGGACUACCACUGUACUGAGGAAGAGUCUGUCUGGGACUACCACUGUACUAAGGAAGCAGAGUUUACAGAUCACCCUGUCCAUGGAUGUCUCACACUGCUCUCCUGGCUAUCUGUUACUUAAAUGCAGGUGGUAUGGGGUCAACAAUGGCUCAGGAACACACUGACACUCUCAAAGUCCUGUACUGUACGUGUAGAAACCAGGAGACUACAUAGAACCCUGAGUGUAAAGUGCACUUGCAUCUCUCCCCAAACAAACCAACAAUUCAGUUAUGUGUUUUCUUCAAAUGUGAGUGUUCGUCUCGAGCCAGAUCAGAAGACAUGAUUGUUAUGAACCAAGUUGAACGUUUAUAUAUUUUCCUGUGAGUGACGUCACCUUUGAUGGAUUUCAGGGGACAGCAAAUAACCAGAUUGAUUUCCUUCACAAACAUAGACUGUUAAAUGGUUAUUACAUGAACUGUCUUCAGUCUUCCCCAACCUGUCAUCACUAUUACAAACUGUCAUCUAACCAGUCUAGCAUUCAGCUCCUCUUACACUUGACGACACAGCUCUUACACUUGACGACACAGCUCUUACACUUGACGACACAGCUCUUACACUUGACGACACACCUCUUACACUUGAUGACACAGCUCUUACACUUGACGACACAGCUCUUACACUUGACGACACAGCUCUUACACUUGACGACACAGCUCUUACACUUGACGACACAGCUCUUACACUUGACGACACAGCUCUUACACAUUUGACACAACCCAAAGUCUUCAUGAUGUCUUCCGUCAGAGUGAUGAGUCAAACUUGAUGAAAACGGACCACGUAUUUAUUCUCACUUAUCUUUCAGGUUAUUCAUUGAUAUCAAGGAAUGGCGAAUAUAAUGGACUUAUUUUUAAAUGUAACUGGAAAACAGAUCAUUCGUUGAAAUGUGAUGAUGUCUACACUCUUAGAGAAAGAGGUGCUGUCUAGAACCUAAAAGGGUUCUUUGGCUGUCCACAUAGGAGAGCCCUUUGAAGAACCCUUUAUGGUUCCAAGUAGAACCCUUCUGGUUCCAGGUAGAACCUUUGGGGGUUCCAUGUAGAACCCUUUCCUCAGAGGGUUCUACAUGGAAAUCAAAAGUGUUCUACCUGGAACCAAAAAGGGUUCUACCUGUAACCGAAAGUGAUUCUCCUAUGGGGACUGCCGAAGAACCCUUUUAGAACCCUGUUUUCUAAGAGUGUACUCUAUAUGUAUGUGUAAGGGGGACUGAGGAGAAAGGAUGCAUGAUGAUGUUUCUAAAGCCUUUAUUUCCUGUAACCUGUUUCUCUCUGUUCUCCUAUGCUGUGUCAUCCUGCAUGCUGUGUCCUGCUCAAUUCUAGCCUGGAUCCCUGACUGACUAUCAGUCCGUUUCAUUAUUGUGUCAGUGAACCAUCAAAAGGAAUAAAACAGCGAUAUUCAGUUUAGGUUCCAUGCCAGUUCAUUUCAGGACGACACCGAGGGCUUUACCGUAGCUUGGCAUCUACACUGAAUAUUGCUCUGGUUCACUAUUGUGUCACUUGAAUCUGUGGCUGUGUCCCAAUAAUCUCGUACUUGUUCACUUCCCUGCAUGGAAAGGAAAUGACUGUUCCUCUAACCCGAGUCUACACCAAUCCAAUGCUUUGUUGUAGGGAGUAGUGAUUGAGUUCACACUUCAGGAGGAUGGAGAGAGCAUUGGGUUGCACCGUCUGGAUUACAGCGAUAUUUCCUUUGGAUUCUAGACUAUCGGCCUACUGCCUUGUACAUUAGCAUGUUAAACAUUCCCUGGAUUAGGAUGAGAGGAAACCAUCAACAACUGAAAUGGUGUUGAUGGUGAAUUACCGGUAAGUAUUAUCACUGAUGUGAUGUUUAUUGGAUGUUUGUUUGUUUACUACGAGUUGGACACAAUCACAGUACUGCAGGGGCCCUUAACAGUCAGAUAACCCAUCAUUGUACAGUGUGAAUUCUUUGUUGUGGUCAUGCGUUUCUUCUUUGUUUGAAACCUCUCAACUACUGUUUAUUUUCUGCAUUUGUUGAAGUAUUGGACCGGGUGUAUCAAUUACAUUAAAAAAAUAAAUGUAAAAAAGCUU
Molecule: messenger RNA, 3203 nt
Organism: Oncorhynchus keta (chum salmon)
Lineage: Eukaryota; Metazoa; Chordata; Actinopteri; Salmoniformes; Salmonidae
Product: protein tweety homolog 2-like
Exons: 11
Coding region: 136-1014 (292 amino acids)
Cellular component (GO): plasma membrane
Molecular function (GO): volume-sensitive chloride channel activity; intracellularly calcium-gated chloride channel activity
Source: RefSeq, a predicted model, not a curated record